Messenger RNA from Capsella rubella, 1335 nucleotides. Its product is annotated as protein app1. The record is from RefSeq and is a predicted model, not a curated record. The transcript has 2 exons. Bases 47 to 1204 code for a protein of 385 amino acids. Lineage: Eukaryota; Viridiplantae; Streptophyta; Magnoliopsida; Brassicales; Brassicaceae.
CCUCUUUUUCAUAAGACACGCACACUCAGAGAGUCGAUAGUUAGCUAUGGAGAGAACAACCACCUUAUGGGUUUGGUUUAGUCUUAUGUUUUUCCUAGGCAUCUUUAGUACUGGAGGUUUGUCUCAAAGACAACAACAUGUUGUGAAGAAGACACGUUCUUCUGCAGUUGUAGUCGGAACUGUCUACUGUGACACUUGUUUUAACGGCGCCUUUUCAAAGUCACCCAACCACUUAAUCCCAGGUGCUUUAGUUGCAGUGGAAUGCAUUGACGAGAACUCGAAACCGAGUUUCAGACAAGAAGUGAAAACAGAUGCGCGCGGUGAAUUCAAAGUGAAGCUACCUUUCUCUGUGAGCAAACAUGUGAAGAAGAUCAAGAGAUGCUCUGUGAAGUUGCUAAGUAGCUCACAGCCUUACUGUUCCAUAGCUUCUUCGGCGACAUCUUCUUCUUUCAAACGCCUUAGAUCAAACCACCAUGGAGAGAACACUAGGGUCUUCUCCGCAGGAUUCUUCACUUUCAAACCCGAAAACCAACCAGAGAUUUGUAGCCAAAAACAAGUCAACCUCGGCCAAACCACCAAGCCUCUUUUACCGGAUCCCUCAUUCCCUCCACCGAUCCAAGAUCCGCCUACUCCUUCCGCUAUCCCAAAUCUCCCAAUCGUACCUCCGCUUCCGGACUUGCCUCUUCCUACAAUUCCUCCUCUUCUUCCUCCAGGAACAUCAGGAUCACGGAAAUCAGCUUCCUUGCAUAACAAGAAAUAUGGUUCCUUGGAAGACAAGAAAACCGAAGUGCUAAAACCCGAUUUCUUCUUCCUUCCUCCAAACCCGCUAAACCCGCCAUCCGUCAUCCCUCCAAACCCUCUGAUCCCUUCUAUCCCAACCCCAACUCUUCCUCCAAACCCGUUGAUCCCGUCUCCCCCAACUCUCCCUCCAAUUCCCCUACUUCCCUCUCCUCCAGCAACACCAACUCUACCACCGAUUCCGCUACUUCCUUCUCCCCCGGCAACACCAACUCUCCCACCGGUUCCAACAAUUCCAACUCUUCCACCUCUUCCACCUCUUCCGGUUCUUCCUCCUGUUCCAGUCGUAAAUCCGCCUUCGCUACCUAUGCCGCCACCUUCUCUCCCUAUUCCGCUCCCUCCGGUCCCUCUUAUCCCUGGAAUCCCUCCAGCUUCAUCUUCCUUAUCUAGUCUCCAUCAACCCUAAAUUCAACAAUCCUUUCCUCACAUAUCCCAAUUAUGUAAUCUAUAUGUAUCAUCCUGUUUCAUUUUUUUGUGUGUUCUCUUCUACAUUUUCACUUGUUGCUUUGUAAUUUCAAUAAAUAUUGUUACCGAACA